Molecule: messenger RNA, 1206 nt
Organism: Bipolaris victoriae FI3
Lineage: Eukaryota; Fungi; Ascomycota; Dothideomycetes; Pleosporales; Pleosporaceae
Exons: 1
Coding region: 1-1206 (401 amino acids)
Molecular function (GO): 1-alkyl-2-acetylglycerophosphocholine esterase activity
Source: RefSeq, a predicted model, not a curated record
AUGGUGGCCUUUUUGGGAGUCACCAUUACCCUUGUGCUUGCUGUUAUUUCUAGAGGCAGCCAUGCGGUUCAGAUCCCUGGGGCAGACAACAACCACGGGUUCAAGGUUGCCGUCUCGCAUUUCCCUCUAACAGACACCACACGCAAGGAUCCAUACUUUUCCACACAAGACCGCCGCGUCAUGGUCAGCCUGUUCAUGCCUAUUCCCAGAGACUCAUGCUCGAGUGAGUGCCAGAACAGCUACAUGCCACCGCAGACAGCUCGAAUUGCCAAUGAGCAGUUCAUUGUUGGGGGACAGCGUGACAUUGGCGUCUUUGAAGACAUGACCUACAACGCCUGCUGCAAGAGCUCAGGGUCUAUCGAUGCGAGCAAGAUUCCCGUCGUGGUACUAGAGCCGCACGUCGACACGAGCAGGUUGCUCUACUCAACCAUGGCGCGCUUCAUCGCCGCCAACGGAGCUGCAGUCGUACUAGUUGACCACCCAGGCGACGCCUCCAUUGUCGAAUUCCCCAACAACGGCCGGCGCGCCCUCGACACAGUCUACAACAGCGGUACCGUCUCGCUCUCCAACUUCUCCCCCCUAACCGCCUGGAACACCACCGUUACCAAAGCCAUCGAAACCCGCAUCUCAGACAUUGAAUUCGUCCUCUCCCAACUCAACUCCGCGGACCUCCUCAGCCGCCAAUUCAGCUCCUUCACCUUCGCCUCCAGCACCGGCCUCGGCACCACAAACUACGGCAUCGUAGGCCACGGUCUCGGCGGCUCCGUCGCCACCUCCCUCGGCCUGACCCCUACCACGCUCUUCAGCAUCAACCUCCAAGGUACACCCCCCCUCCUCACCUCCCCGGUCCGCAACAACCCCCUCUUCUUCUUCGGCCGCCAGGAUUACCGUCGUGAAAACGAUAUCCACUGGAAAACUACAUGGUCCUAUCUCACGGGCCCCGCGACGGAAUUCGAUCUCAACGACUCGGCCAUCUUCGACGUGUCUGACCUCCCUAUUAUCGUGGAGCUUGCGCGAAAUGAGGGCGGGAAACCGCAGACGAGCGGGCGGGGGUUGAGUGGUGGGUUUCCGGUUCAGGGGGCGCAGGCCGUGACGUGUUUUGUGGAGACGAUUGUUAAGGCGCAGUUUGGGUUGGAUUCGGGGGGUGUGCUGAUGAAUGAUUGUAUGAGGUUUUUUCCCGGGGUUGUGCCGUAUCCGGGUGUUUGA